ACACUACAACAGUAUAGAAUGGGGACAAGUGGAGGACAUAUUUAACAUACAGAGUGGGUACAACAACACAUAUCCUAGCGGGCGUAGACUGAUACAAAGGGGUGGUAACAAUAACCGUCUCAGAAUAGGAUAGCAAGGAUUGAGGCGCAAUGAAAAUCCGCCAUCCUGCAGAAAGUAUCUGGCGUUCGUGUGCUUCGGAUCGAAAAUUUUAAUAAAGAAAGUGUUCCUUGAAAGUUUUUAAAGUGAGUGGUGAAGUGAUACGGGAUAGAUAGUUGUUCAAUCAGGACCUUUUGUGGUACCUUACGGUACUCCACCGCCAUUUUGUACACCAACUCGUAGAGUUGGUGAAGCACACGACUCGGCCUAGUGGUCCCUAGUUGGCCACUACGCCUAAAGCGUAAAAGAGAGUAACCCCGCUCUGGUCUUGCGAGGCCAUAAUCGUUAAGGAGCGAAUUCCUCGGGCCCCGAAAGGCGCCCUAACCGCCAAAGAGGACCCCUCUCGGCAGAGUCAAUCCGGCCUUGUCCUGGGCUCUGUCGAUCUUCGAAAAAGAGGGAAGACGCCAGUGAGACAGACAGAUCGCACCGUCAAGCCAAGACGAUCUGUUCGCACGAUCCACCAAGCUAUUACGACCACCAAAUCACCACCACAAGCCGUCGAUCCGCCGGCGGACAGGCAGUCCAGCCCGCUACAGCAUCGGCAAGCGCUCGACCACCAACCAAUACACCAGGCCAAGCACAACCAACAGCAGCAGUACCGGUACGUCCUCAAUUUCUCAAUGAAACACCCACUCUACACCCACAAUCUACAAUAGUUUCCAAUAAAUACCACCCACACCAUUAAAGUAGUAAAUUUGCAAUAAAACCAAUAGUUUCAAUUCCAUAGUUCCAUAUUUGUAAUACCAUAACCCAAGUAAGGUGACAGUGUCUGCACGUUGGUCGUGAAGCCCCUCCGAUUGCCCAGUAGUAAGCCGACCUUGAGACACAGCUCCAAGGGUCACUUGCUGCUGCAGUUUUACCGCGAGUUUUGCCCGGGUAACACUUGGCGCCCAACUACAACACACGAAAGGUAAUCGGAGGAUUGUGUAGAAUUUAAAAAUCUGAAGAUUUUUUAACAGGCGGCAGGAGAGUACGCAAACUGUCGGUUAGCGUAGGAUCCGUGCACUUUGCAACACCGCUCGAAACAUAUUAGGAACUUUUUUUAAAUUGAAAGACAGUGGCCAGUUUGGUGAGUCGGAAAAGAGCGCUAAAGCUUUUGCGCCAAAGAAAAAUUAGUUAAAAUUUCUAAAAUUGAACUUCGACAAAUAACACGAUUAGAAUAAAUAACUAAAUUGAUAAAGGUCCUGAAUUGAACAUCAAAAUACACAAAACACAAAAUCUACUACAUUUAUUUUCGUUUGAUUUUCUAGUUUAAGUUGUUAGUGAAUUUUUCUGUAAAUAUUUUAUUGCGUUUUUAUUUUUGAACUUUGAACUUUUUCCUAGUGUUAGUGUAACUGAAUUGAAUUUUAUUUGCUUUUUUAAAAUGGAUUUCCAAUCGUUGCUUUUACAAUAUCGUUCGAUGAACACUGAUCAUCUGCUCGAUGACGAGUUGGAGUAUGAACUGGUCAUUCGCGGAGUUGAAUACUCAAGCGGGGAAUCGCGUGACCUGAAGAAACGGAAAUUGCGGCACAAGCUGAAAGAGCAACGCGAAAUUAGUGAUUUUUCAAUGGAAGUGAUAGAUUCUGAGGAAGGAUGCAAGAAAGAGCUGAUGCAGGUAAAGGAGAAGUUGACCAAGAUCCGCGAUAAGCUUGAGAACAGUAGGACGAAGAAAACCGAUAUGUCGGCAGUGCAAACCAGGUUGAUUCACCUGUACUACCGAUCGGAUAGGCUGAAGGAUAUGGUAGAUGUAAAAGGGUUAGAAGACGAGGUUUUGAGGCUGUUGAGUUCCUCACGGAACGAAAGUCGUGAUGCAGGUCAAACUGUAGACGACAGAAUCAGUAGGAAUCUGAUGGGUCUUAGUAUCCAAGAAAAUGACGACCCCGGUGAUGUAGAUUGGCAGGAGGAAGACUAUUCAAGUGGAAGUACUCGCGAAGAUAAACGGAAAAAGAAAGUAGGCAGAAAGAAGAGGAUUGGCAAGAAGGCGAAAGCGAAAGCGAUUAGCCCAAAGAAAAAGAUUAGUAAAGCGAAAAGUGUAGGGAAGUCUGAAGAAAUGCUUAAGAAGUUGAUUGAUCAUGUGGACAGCUACAUUGAGGAACGACUAAGCAGAAUGAGCGAGGAAAGGGAUAGAAAAUCGUCCGGGUCUGUCGAAUCACACGAAGAUGUACAUCACGUAGUCCAGUUAGGCAAGAAAAUGGGAAGUAGGGAAGAGAAAAAGCAGCUUCAAAAGGAAAGGUUUGUCGACAGCGAGAUUGAAGAGGAAAGUGUUUCGGAAGCGGAGUCAGGAAGCUCGCGAGGACUCAGGCGUAGACCUCGGUCAGUAGCAGAUUGGAAACUGCGAUACGACGGGAAGGACGAUGGGAAGAAGCCGAACAAGUUCAUCGAAGAGGUGGAAUUCAUGGCGGAAGCGGAGGGCCUGAGUAAACGGAUGUUGUUCAGCGAGGCCAUUCACCUGUUUGCGGGAGAUGCCAGGACGUGGUACAUGGACGGCAAAAGGAACAGGGAUUUCUGCAACUGGGGCGAGCUUGUUGCGGAAUUGAAGUUGGAGUUUCAGCCUCCGGAUAUGGACUUCCACUACGAGCAACAGGCUGCGCAGCGGAGACAAAGGCGUGCUGAGAAGUUCCAGGACUACUACAAUGCGGUAGUCGAAAUCUUCCGCUACAUGGCUGUUCCGCCGUCGGAGGAAAGGCAGUUCGACAUCGUCUUCCGCAACCUUCGGUCCGACUACAAAAACGUGUUGGUUGUGAAAGGAGUCCGGACCUUGAAAGCCCUUCGACAGUGGGGAAGGAAGCUGGACUCGGUCAACAUGUGGAUGUACAGGGGCAGAGACCAGGAAUCUACGCAGAAACCGGCUCAGGUGCAUGAAGUUUCAGCGAAACCAUUCCAGAGUAGGAACCAGUCCGGUGGAAAAACCGGGAAGGCAUCAGAUCCACCUCAAGGUAGUAGAGAGCAGAAUCGUCCGAGCUGGAAAAGAACUCCGGAUAAACCAGGAUCAUUCCCACCGAGGAAGCAGAGUGCUCCAGCCGACGAAGAAUGUAAGGAAAGUCAACCGGAAUCAAGCAGGCAGGCGUUGGAAAAACGAGUCGCGGAGUACAAGGUUCCGGAUAGGACAACGUGAUUUAACUGCAGAGGAAAGUUCCACUACCAUUCAGCGUGUUUAGCUCCGAAGGAAGUCUUUUGUACCGUUUGUGGCUUCCACAAUUAUAGGAGGGACAAUUGCCCAUAUUGUGCAAAAAACCCGAAAGGAUCGGCGUAGGAGGUCGUCGAGUCCCAUUGAAAAAGCCUCCGACAGUAUUCGUUCCAUAUUGCUCGGAUGUUAGUGAGUUGCUCGUGGAGGUAGAAGGAGAUAAUCGGCCAUUUGCAGGUGUAGCUGUGUUGGGUUUGCGAUUAGUGGGAUUAUUGGACAGCGGAGCGCAGGUAUCCAUCCUAGGAACCGGUAGUGAGAGUUUGAUUCGAAAGCUGAAGUUGAAGGUUUUCAGCACCGAAACGAAGGUUACAACAGCGGGAGGAAAUCAGUUGGCAGUUAAAGGCUACGUGAACCUGCCAGUAACUUUUGAAGGUCAAACGCGGAUUCUCACUACAUUGGUGGCUCCUU
Molecule: messenger RNA, 3727 nt
Organism: Aedes albopictus (Asian tiger mosquito)
Lineage: Eukaryota; Metazoa; Arthropoda; Insecta; Diptera; Culicidae
Exons: 2
Coding region: 1520-3250 (576 amino acids)
Source: RefSeq, a predicted model, not a curated record